Messenger RNA from Leucoraja erinaceus (little skate), 5190 nucleotides. RefSeq names its product DnaJ heat shock protein family (Hsp40) member B4 (gene dnajb4). The transcript has 3 exons. Gene Ontology annotation, cellular component: cytosol. The coding region runs from base 333 to 1358 and encodes 341 amino acids. Lineage: Eukaryota; Metazoa; Chordata; Chondrichthyes; Rajiformes; Rajidae. The record is from RefSeq and is a predicted model, not a curated record. Gene Ontology annotation, molecular function: protein-folding chaperone binding.
GUGAGCGGCUGUUCCUUUUUAGGAGAAAGGACGGCGGCAGGAAUGUUGAAAGUUUGCGUCAGUGUUGUUUUGGGUGGAUGGGAAAUGACGUUUGUAGAUGUUCUGGAAAGAGCUAGGGCUUUUUUUUUUAACCCAGGCGGAAUGGGUUUUUAUAUAAAGUCAGCUGCAGUCUAGGGAGAGCGAGAGAGAGCUGUUUUGAGAGCGACCGGUCACUGCCAGGAGAGAGGUCUGCUUUAAUUAUCCACCCAGCAGAGCCUUUUUCGCCUGCUUUUCUGAAGGGCAGCCCCGCAGUCUUUUUUUUUUUAAUUUGUUUUCGCGUUUUGCACUGUACGAUGGGGAAGGAUUAUUACAGUAUCCUGGGCUUGCAAAGGGGGGCUUCCGAAGACGAGGUCAAGAAGGCUUAUCGCAAGCAAGCCCUGAAAUGGCAUCCGGAUAAGAACAAGUCGCCCACCGCCGAGGACAGAUUCAAGGAGGUGGCCGAAGCCUACGAGGUCUUGAGCGACCCUAAGAAGAGGGAAAUCUACGACCAAUUCGGGGAAGAAGGUCUGAAAGGAGGAAUUGGUGGGAACGAUGAUCAGGGCGGGACGUUCCGUUACACGUUCCACGGAGACCCCCACGCCACCUUUGCCGCCUUCUUCAACGGCGCCAACCCCUUCGAGAUGUUCUUCGGGAGGAGGAUGGCAAACGGCCAGCACGAAGAGUCCAUGGACGUGGACUCGGACAUCUUCGGCCACUUUGGGGGCUUCAGCAUGAACGGCUUCCCCAGGGAGCGGCACAGGGGAGGGAUGAUGGGGCCGAUGCAACGUAAACAGGACCCCCCCAUCAUCCACGACCUCAAGGUGUCCCUGGAGGAGAUCUUCAACGGCUCGACCAAGAGGAUGAAGAUUUCCAGGAAACGCCUCAACCCCGACGGCAGGACCGUCCGGAUGGAGGACAAAAUACUGACCAUCGAGAUUAAAAAGGGUUGGAAGGAGGGAACUCGGAUCACAUUCCCAAAGGAAGGCGACGAAAUGCCCAACACUAUACCGGCAGAUGUGGUUUUUGUACUGAAGGAUAAGCCUCAUCCCCACUUCAAGAGGGAUGGAUCAAAUAUUGUCUACCACGCUCGGGUCAGCCUACGGGAGGCCCUGUGCGGUUGUACAAUUCACGUUCCCGCAAUGGAAGGCAGGUCCAUCUCGAUAACGACCCAGGAGGUGAUCAAGCCGGGCGCGAGGAAGAGAAUAAGCGGCAGGGGAGUGCCGUUCUCAAAAAACCCCCACCAGCGGGGUGACCUGAUCGUGGAAUUUGAGGUCAGCUUCCCAGACUUCCUGAGCACGUCUUCCAAAGAGGGCUUGAAGCGACACUUACCCAUGUCAUAGACGUGAGGGUGGGCACAGCAAGUUGGAGUAACUCGGUGGGACAGGCAGCGUCUCUGGAGAGACGUUUCUGGGGUUGAGACCCUUGAGAGAUGCUGCCUGACCCGCUGAGUUACUCCAGCUUUUUGUGUCUAUCUUCCCUUUGAACCAGCAUCUGCAGUUCCUUUCUUGCUCGUAGAUGUGAGGACGGGUCCCUGCACACAGUGGAACCCUCACACUCUUGUACAUAGCGACACAACUGCUUUGAAGUACUGAGCCUGCACGCCCUGGGAAGAAGCAGCAAGGACUGUUUUCGAGAGUUUUCCCCAACUGCAAUAACUUGUUGUCAUGGUUCUUAAGGCAAGCUUUUCACUGUGUUCCGUCUGAUGCAAGCGUGGACGUUUUUGUACGUUUUUAAUUGUUUAUUUGGAUAUGAACGCUGGCUGACUUGAGAGACUAAACCCUUGAGAGAAUGGCAGCACAGGAUGGCGCAGUGGCGUGGCUGCUAGCGUCAGAGACCUAGGUUCGAUCCUUAUCUUGGGCGCUGCCAGCUUGGAGUUUACACGUUCUCCCUGCGACUGCGUGGGUUUCCUCUGGGUGCGCCCACAUCCUACAAAUGUGCGGGUUUGUAGGUCAAUUGGGCUUCUGUAAAACUGCCCCCAGUGUGUAGGGGGUGGAUGAGAAAGUGGGAUAACAUAGAACUAAUGUGAAUGGAUGAUCAACGGUCAGCAUGGACUUGGUGGGCUGAAGGGCCUGUUUCCAUGCUGUAUCUAUACUAUAAAUUCACAACGGGUUGGUCUUUUCAAGCUCUGCACAAGCUUGAGAUAAUUGAAAACGAUGUGGAUGAAGCCUAGGCACCUUUUAAUGCAUGUGUUCAUAUGCCCAUGAACCAAAUCUCUUUCACACUCGUCUUUGCUUUGACUUGUACUGGCUCCAGUUUAACAAUUCCUGAUUUUUUUGUUUUCAGUUCUGUCCAUUAUCUGUUACUUGUGAUCUGUUACAUACCCAUCAUGCUGCUCCAUUUCAGGCUUUUUGCUCAUCCCCUGUUACUUUCCCAAUCAUUGUCAAUUGCUGGCCCUUCUGCCAAACCUAAAAAAACCCGAAUUACAUCUUAAAGUCUCCCUGCCUUGAUCGUUCCUCCUUUAAGACUCUUCCCACAUCCCACGACCAGUCGUGUGGGGAGGAAAGACAUUCUUGUCCUAAUCUGAGGAAAGACAUUCUUGCCAUAGAGGGAGUACAGAGAAGGUUCACCAGACUGAUUCCUGGGAUGGCAGGACUUUCAUAUGAUGAAAGACUGGAUAGACUCGGCUUGUACUCGCUAGAAUUUAGAAAAUUGAGGGGGGAUCUUAUAGAAACGUACAAAAUUCAUGAGGGGUUGGACAGGCUAGAUGCAGGAAGAUUGUUCCCGAUGUUGGGGAAGUCCAGGACAAGGGGUCACAGUUUAAGGAUAAGGGGGAAGUCCUUUUUUCACACAGAGAGUGGUGAAUCUGUGGAAUUCUCUGCCACAGAAUGUAGUUGAGGCCAGUUCAUUGGCUAUAUUUAAGAGGGAGUUAUAUGUGGCCCUUGUGGCUAAAGGGAUCAGGGGGUAUGAAGAGAAGGCAGGUACAGGAUACUGAGUUGGAUGAUCAGCCAUGAUCAUAUUGAAUGGGCCGAAUGGCCUACUCCUGCACCUAUUUUCUAUGUUUCUAUGUCACCCACACUGGCUCCUUGUCACCCCAUUCCUGCAUCCACUCCCUACACACUGGGGGCAGCUUUUCGAGGCCAGUUAACCUACAGCUGGUAGUGCUGCCUGCCUCACAGCACCAGAGACCCGGGUUCGAUCCUGACUAUGGGUACUGUUUGUGCGGGAGUUUGUGCACUCUCUCUGUGACCACUUGGGUUUCCUCCGGGCGUUCCGGUUUCAUCCCAUAUCCCAAAGACGUACAGGUUUGUGGAUCAAUCGGCCCUCUGCAGGCAGGAAAUAUGUUCCUGACGUUGGGGGAUUCCAGAACCAGGGGCCACAGUUAAGGGGUAGGGGUAAUAAGGGGUAAGCCAUUUAGAACGGCGACGAGGAAACACUUUUUGUCACAGAGAGUUGUGAGUCUGUGGAAUUCACUGCCUCGGAGGGCAGGGAAGGCAGGUUCUCUGGAUACUUUCAAGAGAGAGCUGGAUAGGCCUCUAAAAGAUAGCGAAGUCAGGGGAUAUGAGGAAAUUGGAGAAACAGGGUACUGAUUGGGGAUGAUCAGCCAUGAUCACAUUGAAUGGCGGUGCUGGCUCGAAGGGCCGAAUGGCCUACUCCUGCACCUAUUGUCUAUUGUCUGUAAAAUUGCCCCCCAGUGUGUAGGGAGUGGGUGAGAAAGUGGGAUAACAUAGAACAUAGUGGUAACAUAGACUGAUAGUCAGUGUGCACUCGAUGGGCUGAAGGGCCUGUUUCCAUGCCGUACCUCUAAAUCAAACUAAACUAAACAAAUGCGAACAUGUUGACGUGAAUAUUCCAUUCAAGAAUGUGUUCUCAAAGAUGAAUUUCUGGGAUUCAGAAUGCACAGUGCUGUCGGCGUCAUAUGUUUGUGUGUUGUCACUUUGCCCAACUAUACAAUGUGUUUUUACCAGAUUAGCACUUUCGUACCGAAAUAUACUAUAUUCUUUAAAAAUAUGUUUCAACAUAGUGCAUAGUUUGAGCCCCCGAUUCUUGUCACUGUCAAUGAGCAGGGCAGGCGUUUGGAUAUAUGUCACUGCAUUUACUCAAAGCAGAUUGAUGGUUUUGUAAACUGGUGAACACACCUAGUAUGUUAUCCCAUUUCUGCCCCCCAUUCAAAUCUGGUGCGUCCAUUGCCUUGUGAUAGUUUCUUAAUAGGCAGCGUAGUAUUUUCAUAAGUUCUCGGAGCUGUUUAGGCCGUUCGGCCCAUCAAGUUGCAGAGAAAGCUUGAACAAGUUAGGGCUUUAUUCUUUGGAGCGCAGAAGGUUAAGGGGGGACUUGAUAGAGGUCUUUAAAACGAUGAGAGGGAUAGACAGAGUUGACGUGGAUAAGCUUUUCCCACUGAGAGUAGGGAAGAUUCAAACAAGGGGACAUGACUUGAGAAUUAAGGGACAGAAGUUUAGGGGUAACAUGAGGGGGAACUUCUUUACUCAGAGAGUGGUGGCUGUGUGGAAUGAGCUUCGAGUGAAGGUGGUGGAGGCAGGUUCGUUUUUAUCAUUUAAAAAUAAAUUGGAUAGUUAUAUGGACGGGAAAGGAAUGGAGGGUUAUGGUCUGAGCGCAGGUAGAUGGGACUAGGGGAGAAUACGUGUUCGGCACGGACUUGUAGGGCCGAGAUGGCCUGUUUCCUACUGUAAUUGUUAUAUGUUUAUAAGUCUAGUCCGCCAUUCAAUCAUGGCUGAUCUAUCUUUCCCUCUCAACCCCGUUCUUCUGCCUCUCUCCCCAUAACCCCUGACACCCGUACGAAUCAGGAAUCUCUGCCAUAAAAAAUAUCCAUUGACGUGGCCUCCACCGCCGUCUGUGGCAAUGAACCCCACAGAUUCGACCACCCUCUCACGAAAGAAAUUCCUCCUCAUCUCCUUUCCAAAGGUACUGUACAUGCUUUUAUUCUGUGGCUGUGCCCUCUGCUCCUGGGCGCUCCCACUCGUGGAAACAACCACAGUUGAGAAUCUAUUGCAAGGAACAGGACGUUUUGAGGUGAUUUAAUUAAAAGCAUGAAGCAAGUGAUGCAUUCUCUGCAGCCUCACAAUGUUGUUUGCCGUUUUAUUUGUGUAACUCAGUAACUGAAGUGGAUCUAACAAUACUGGUAGCAAUUACUCCGAUGCAAAGUCAAAAGCAGGGUUUUUAUUGCAUAUUGUCUGGAAAAGCAUUACUUGUUUGUUAAUAAAAUGCAACACAAACAUG